Molecule: messenger RNA, 1640 nt
Organism: Chara braunii
Lineage: Eukaryota; Viridiplantae; Streptophyta; Charophyceae; Charales; Characeae
Source: the annotation of a GenBank genome assembly
GGGAUGCGCCGGUCCUGUUGUCGAACGCCAUCAUGGCGGGUGUGAUGCCCAGGGAGUCGCCAAGGUGGUGGGUGAAAAGGACCGGGGGGACAUGGAGGGACCUCAGGUCCUCAGCAUCGCCGACGAUGCAAACAACGAGUACUUCCAUGACAAACUGCGUAUGACGCGGACGGUGUUCAAUGACAUUGUGGCGGCGUGCAGUCCUUUCCUUCAACGCAGACUGACUCACUAUCGGAAGCCUUUGCAGCCCGACCAUAUCGUGGCGUACGCACUGUACCGAUGGGCGCCCGGGGAGACUUUCGAAAGCAGCACUUCGUCGUUCGGCAUAGGGAGGUCGUCGAGCAUCAAGGCUGUCCAAGACGUAACAAAUGCCAUUUUGGCCGCAUUUCCGGAGAAGAUUGCAAUUCCAAGUGGUCGUCGUCUCCUACAGGUCAUGCGAGCUUUCAGCAGGAAAGGUUUUCCGAAUUGCUUCGGCGCCAUCGACUGCACCCACAUUUAUGUGGACAAGCCUGCCAAUGUGCCAUCCGAAAAAUACUUUGAUCGAAAGCAGCAAUUCUCCGUCGUGGCGCAGGUUGUAGUCGACCUGGACAUGCGGGUUAUCGACAUCUUUGUCGGUUAUCCGGGGUGUGUCCACGACCAGCGCGUGCUGCGAAACUCCUCUCUCAUCAGGCGAGCAGAGGCGGGAGAGAUCUUCAACGCGGACCCGAUCGUCCUCCCAGGAGGGGUGAGGACAACGGGGUACCUGCUGGGGGACAAUGGUUACGCCCCGCGGACGUGGAUUGUCGUUUCGUACGGGGGCUCGGAGCAGGCGGGGGACGUCGCUCAGUUUGACACGCGGCAGAAGACCACGAGGGGGGUCGUCGAGAGAGCGUUUGGGCGCCUCAAGGGGAUGUGGAGGUUGUUCCUUCGUCAUCACAAGACGAACAUGAAUAACCUUCCGCAACAAUUCGUUGCCGUGUGCAUGAUCCACAACCUCCUGCUUGAGGACGGGGUUGCUUUCGACGAGGGCCUUUUCGUAGACCGCGAUGGGGACAGGAACCCCAUCCCCAUAGACCUCGGUUUGCAGGAUUUGUCGCAUCUUGCCUCCCAGGCAAACGCCACGGAGGCUGCCCUCGCUUUGUGUGACGGUCUCCGCAUGCUCAACGAAUAGGAAGUUCUCGAAAGCAUCGUUAGGGUUGUGUGUGUACGUGUGUGUGUGUGUAGGAGGGGGGGGGGUCGAGAAUAUUUUUGCGGUAGACUGUGCGAGUGCGAUGUGGGUGUUAAGACAUUGGUGGAAACGUUUCGUUACUAGUGAAUUGUGUUUUGUGUUCGUCAUACUCGUUCUUGCACCUUUUCUUUCAAUCCAUUUCGCGCAUGUUCUUUUGAUCUCUUUGAACACUGUUUCUCACAAUGGCGGAUUGUCAGUCAUGAUGCUUGGUCCCUUUUGAAAUGAUUAAUUGUGUUUGUUGCCCUGAGGUUGUCAAUUUGCUGUGCGUACGUGUUUUUGUUAUUUACCAAACGAAUCCUAUUAUUUCAUGUUUUGGUGUACACAUGCUUUUUGUGAUGUCUUUGCCAGGAGUUAAUGGAUAUAGCAAGAAAACAUGUAAAAGAGCGAAGACAUAAAAAGCACAUAACGAUUACAAUGAAUACCGAAAGCGAGA